Molecule: messenger RNA, 874 nt
Organism: Orbicella faveolata
Lineage: Eukaryota; Metazoa; Cnidaria; Anthozoa; Scleractinia; Merulinidae
Product: eukaryotic translation initiation factor 3 subunit F-like
Biological process (GO): translational initiation
Cellular component (GO): eukaryotic translation initiation factor 3 complex, eIF3m
Molecular function (GO): translation initiation factor binding; metallopeptidase activity; translation initiation factor activity
Source: RefSeq, a predicted model, not a curated record
ACGCAUGUGUACAAUUCAACAUGGCGGCAUCAGAAUCUGUGAGGGCCCGAAAAGUGUUUGUUCAUCCUAUGGUGUUAUUUUCCAUCGUGGAUGGCUUCGAAAGGCGUUCAGAAGAUGCUAAAAGAGUAAUAGGGACUCUCCUUGGGUCAGUGGACAAAACAUCCGUCGAAAUUCGAAGCUGUUUUGGUGUUCCACACAACGAGUCGGAGGACGAGGUAUUUAGCUAUUUUAUGCUAAAGAUUUGGUCUCGAACAAAAAGGUUUUCUUGGUAUGCCACAGGUUCAGAUGUCACAGAACAUUCCUUGCUCAUUCACGAGUAUUAUUCUCGGGAGACUAGCAAUCCAGUACAUGUUACAGUGGACACCACCCUUAAAGGAUCACGAAUGGGAAUUAGAGCUUAUCAGAGCUGUAAAAUGGGUGUUCCAGGGAAAACAGAAGGCACAAUCUUUUCACCAAUCCCAUGUGAGGUUAUACUCACUGGACCAGAGAGGGUUGGAGUAAACUGGCUGCAAAGAACAAAAAAUACAGCUAAACAGAGCAUUACACCACUAUCAGAUAUGCAACAUGUCAACAGUGCAAGUGAAAGGCUGUUAGAAAUGCUUGGUACUGUAGUAGCAUAUGUUGACGAUGUUCUGGCUGGAAAAGUACCAGGUAACAACAGUGUCGGCAGAGAGUUAAUGGAUCUUGUUACAUCAGUCCCUCGUAUGUCUCAAGAAGACUUUGAGUCUAUUCUCAACAGCAACAUGCAGGACCUUCUGAUGAUUGUGUAUUUAUCAGGGCUUUGCAAGACGCAAAUCUCACUGGGAGAAAAACUCGCCACUGUGCUAUAGUGUUAUGAAUUACAGAAUAUACAAUAAAUUGUAAACAGUCUCAA